This is a messenger RNA of Fulmarus glacialis (Northern fulmar), 1498 nucleotides long. It is a transcript of the gene CDC20, whose product is annotated as cell division cycle 20. Gene Ontology annotation, cellular component: anaphase-promoting complex. Gene Ontology annotation, biological process: positive regulation of anaphase-promoting complex-dependent catabolic process; positive regulation of ubiquitin protein ligase activity; anaphase-promoting complex-dependent catabolic process. Gene Ontology annotation, molecular function: protein binding; ubiquitin ligase activator activity; anaphase-promoting complex binding. The transcript is spliced from 10 exons. The record is from RefSeq and is a predicted model, not a curated record. Bases 33 to 1406 code for a protein of 457 amino acids. Lineage: Eukaryota; Metazoa; Chordata; Aves; Procellariiformes; Procellariidae.
CCGGGCCCAGCCCCGCCGCCGGCGUGUCGCCCAUGAAACCGGCCAAUCGCUCCCACAGCUCCAGCAAGACACCGUCCAGAACACCCGGUAAAUCUGGAUCCAAAAUCCAGAGCACCCCAACAAAGGCCGGGGGGGAUCGCUACAUUCCCAACCGCAGCACUAUGCAGAUGGAGAUGGCCAAUUUCCUCCUAAGCAAAGAGAAUGACCCUGCUGAGGAGUCCCCUACCAAGAAGGAGCAACAGAAAGCCUGGGCAGUGAAUCUGAAUGGCUUUGAUAUAGAAGAGGCAAAGAUUCUCCGCCUAAGUGGAAAGCCACAGAAUGCUCCAGAAGGCUAUCAGAAUAACCUGAAAGUGCUCUACAGUCAGAAAAUGACACCUGGAUCCAGCAGGAAGAAUGGCAGAUACAUUCCCUCAAUGCCAGACCGGAUCCUGGACGCACCAGAGAUCCGCAAUGACUAUUACCUGAAUCUCAUUGAUUGGAGCUCUCAGAACUUCCUGGCAGUGGCUCUGGACAACUCUGUCUAUCUGUGGAAUCACACUUCUGGGGACAUUAUCCAGCUGUUGCAGAUGGAGCAUCCAGAUGAUUAUGUUUCCUCUGUGUCAUGGAUUAAAGAAGGAAACUACCUUGCUGUUGGCACAAGUAAUGCUGAGGUCCAGCUAUGGGACAUACAGCAGCAGAAACGUCUCCGAAAUAUGACCAGCCAUUCUUCCCGUGUGGGGUCCCUCAGUUGGAACAGCUACAUCCUCUCCAGUGGGGCACGGACUGGCCACAUCCACCACCAUGAUGUCAGAGUGGCUGAGCAUCAUGUGGCCACACUUGCUGGCCACACGCAGGAGGUGUGUGGACUCAAGUGGUCUCUAGAUGGCCGCUACCUGGCCAGUGGUGGCAAUGACAACCUGGUGAACAUCUGGCCAUGUACCCAGGGAGACAGUGGAGACUUUGCUCCCAUACAGACCUUCACUCAGCACCAGGGUGCUGUCAAGGCUGUGGCGUGGUGUCCAUGGCAGUCAAAUGUUUUAGCUACUGGAGGUGGGACUAGCGACAGACACAUCCGCAUCUGGAAUGUGUGUUCUGGCACCUGCCUCAGUGCUGUUGAUGCCCAUUCCCAGGUCUGUUCUAUCCUGUGGUCAACAAACUACAAGGAGUUCAUUUCAGGCCAUGGCUUUGCACAGAAUCAGCUGGUUAUAUGGAAGUAUCCAACGAUGGCCAAGGUCACUGAGCUGCGAGGUCACACUGCCAGAGUCUUGAACCUGACUAUGAGCCCUGAUGGUGCAACAGUGGCCUCGGCAGCUGCUGAUGAAACGCUGCGGCUCUGGCGCUGUUUUGAGAUGGACCCCAUAAAGAAGAAGGAGAAAGAGAAGGCAAACAGUGCCAAAAGCAGCAUCAUUCACCAGGGCAUCCGAUGAGUGCACAGGGCUGUGUGGGGAGGGGGUAAAUUUGGCUUACACACUGUUAUGUAUUUUAAAUGUUAAUAAACUGCUUUAAUUUGACUUUUUUU